Molecule: messenger RNA, 9734 nt
Organism: Girardinichthys multiradiatus
Lineage: Eukaryota; Metazoa; Chordata; Actinopteri; Cyprinodontiformes; Goodeidae
Gene: itpr1b
Product: inositol 1,4,5-trisphosphate receptor, type 1b
Exons: 62
Coding region: 212-8557 (2781 amino acids)
Biological process (GO): calcium ion transmembrane transport
Cellular component (GO): endoplasmic reticulum; membrane
Molecular function (GO): inositol 1,4,5 trisphosphate binding; inositol 1,4,5-trisphosphate-gated calcium channel activity
Source: RefSeq, a predicted model, not a curated record
GAAGAGGAUUGUUGCCGAGGACGCAUUGAGCUGUCAGAUAUAACGCCGCUCAUGCGACUCUUACCUACCUGGAGUUUCACUGCCAUGGACUUAACCGAGGAUAGUGCUGUGGAAAUUAUCCCGUUCUGACCUACUUCUUCUCGCGUUUCUUUCACCCGCUGUCCUCUGACGCCUUCUCUCAUUCCUUCCAGGUGACUUAAACAGAGAAAUCAUGUCGGACAAAAUGUCUAGCUUCCUCCAUAUAGGGGACAUUUGCUCUCUGUAUGCAGAAGGCUCCACCAGUGGAUUUAUUAGCACUUUGGGGCUUGUGGAUGACCGUUGUGUAGUACAACCAGAUGCAGGGGACCUCAACAAUCCACCCAAGAAAUUUAGAGACUGCCUUUUCAAGCUAUGUCCUAUGAACAGAUAUUCAGCACAGAAACAGUUCUGGAAAGCAGCAAAACCUGGCGGCAACAGUACUACAGACACAGUCCUGCUCAAUAAACUUCAUCAUGCUGCAGACCUUGAGAAGAAGCAGAAUGAGUCUGAAAACCGCAAGCUGCUGGGAACAGUCAUCCAGUAUGGAAAUGUGAUUCAGUUGCUGCACCUGAAAAGCAAUAAAUACCUGACUGUGAACAAGCGGCUGCCUGCACUGCUGGAGAAGAAUGCCAUGAGAGUGACUCUGGACUCGGCAGGGAAUGAGGGAUCCUGGUUCUACAUUCAGCCAUUCUACAAGCUGAGAUCCCUGGGAGACAGUGUGGUGAUUGGGGACAAAGUAGUCCUUAAUCCUGUGAAUGCAGGACAACCUCUCCAUGCCAGCAGCCAUCAGCUUGUUGAUAACCAAGGGUGUAAUGAGGUUAAUUCUGUAAAUUGCAACACAAGCUGGAAGGUUGUACUAUUCAUGAAAUGGAGUGACAACUUGGAAACCAUACUCAAAGGGGGUGACGUCGUUAGGUUAUUCCACGCAGAGCAGGAGAAGUUUCUUACUUGUGACGACCACAAGAAGAAGCAACAUGUUUUUCUCCGAACCACCGGUCGACAGUCUGCAACUUCAGCCACCAGCAGCAAAGCACUUUGGGAAGUGGAGGUGGUCCACCAUGACCCCUGCAGAGGAGGUGCAGGCUAUUGGAACAGUCUGUUCAGGUUUAAACAUUUGGCCACUGGUUGCUAUUUGGCUGCAGAGAUGGGUGAGGUGAAUCCAGACUUUGAGGAGGAGAGUGCUGAACAGCGAUCUUCUGUGGUGGACUUUACACCCUUCAAUUUCCAGCUGGAUGCUGAUAAUGAAGCUCUACGUGGCCGUCUCCGUGCUCCACAGGAGAAAAUCAUGUACACUCUGGUGCCUGUACCUGAUGGCAUGGAUGUCUCCUCCAUCUUUGAGCUGGACCCUACCACUCUAAGAGGAGGGGAUUCAAUGGUUCCCAGGAGUUCCUAUGUCAGGCUUCGACACUUGUGCACCAACACAUGGGUUCAUAGCACCAACAUCCCCAUUGACAAAGAGGAGGAGAAACCUGUCAUGUUGCAGAUUGGAACAUCAGCUUUAAAAGAAGACAAGGAAGCCUUUGCCAUAGUCCCAGUGCCACCAUCAGAAGUGCGCGAUUUAGACUUCGCUAAUGAUGCAAGUAAGGUGUUGGCUUCUAUUGCUGGCAAGCUGGAAAAAGGCACCAUCACACAAAAUGAAAGGAGGUUUGUGACAAAGUUGCUGGAAGAUUUAGUUUUCUUUGUGGUGGACAUCCCCAACAGUGGACAGGAUGUUUUAGAGAUCAUGGUUAACAAGCCCAAUAGAGAAAGACAAAAGCUGAUGAGAGAGCAGAACAUCCUUAAACAAAUUUUUAAACUUCUCCAAGCCCCUUUCACAGACAGCGGAGAUGGUCCCAUGUUACGACUGGAGGAGCUCGGAGAUCAGCGCCACGCUCCAUUUAGGCACAUUUGUAGGCUUUGUUACAGAGUGCUCCGCCAUUCCCAACAGGAUUACAGGAAGAACCAAGAAUAUAUAGCCAAGCAAUUCCGCUUUAUGCAGAAACAGAUUGGUUAUGAUGUACUGGCAGAAGACACAAUAACAGCUCUACUCCAUAACAACCGGAAGCUGCUGGAAAAACACAUCACUGCUGCUGAAAUUGACACCUUUGUCACUCUAGUGAGGAAAAAUCGGGAACCAAGAUUUCUGGACUACUUGUCAGAUCUCUGUGUGUCCAUGCACAAAUCCAUUCCAGUGACUCAGGAGCUCAUCUGCAAUGCAGUGCUGGACUGCAGCAAUGCUGACAUCCUCAUCGAAACCAAAUUAGUUCUCUCAAGGUUUGAGAUUGAGCCAACAGUAAAUGGGGAGGCCCCAGUAGAGGCAGAAGAUGUGGAGGAGGUCUGGUUGUUCUGGAAAGACAACUGUAAGGAGAUCCGCAGUAAGAGCGUCCGGGAGUUGGCCCAGGAUGCAAAGGAGGGUCAGAAGGAGGACCAGGAAGUGGUCAGCUAUUACAGGUGCCAACUGAAUCUCUUCGCUCGCAUGUGUUUGGACCGCCAGUAUCUGGCCAUCAACAAGAUCUCUGGUCAGCUAGACGUGGAUUUGAUCUUGCGCUGCAUGUCCGAUGAAGACUUGCCCUUUGACCUGCGGGCAUCUUUCUGCCGCCUGAUGUUGCACAUGCAUGUGGACCGGGACCCUCAAGAGCAGGUCACACCUGUCAAAUAUGCUCGUCUGUGGUCUGAGAUUCCAUCCAAAAUUGCUAUUGAUGACUACGACAACGAUGGAACCACCAGAGAUGAGAUUAAAGAGCGUUUUAGCCUCACCAUGGAUUUUGUUGAGACUUACCUGCGAGAGGUGGUGUCACAAAAUAUUCCCUUCUCUGACAAGGAGAAAAACAAGCUCACCUUUGAGGUAGUAAACCUGGCGAGAAACCUCAUAUACUUUGGUUUCUACAACUUCAGUGACCUGUUGCGCUUGACAAAGAUCUUACUCAACAUUUUAGACUGUGUACAUGUCAGUACUGUUUACCCCAUCAACAAGAUUGAGAAGGGGGAUGAAAGCAAAGGUGGUAGUAAUGUAAUGAAGUCAAUUCAUGGAGUGGGGGAGCUGAUGACCCAGGUAGUGCUGCGAGGAGGGGGCUUACUGCCCACCACAUCAACUCAUCAGCCUGAAGGAGACGUGGUAAAAACACAGACCGAACCAGAGAGAGAAGAUAUCAUGGUCAUGGACACGAAGCUCAAGAUUAUUGAGAUCCUGCAGUUCAUUUUAAAUGUACGGCUAGACUACAGAAUUUCUUGCCUGCUUUGCAUUUUCAAACGUGACUUUGAUGAAAACAACCCACAAGGAGACACCACUGUCAGUGGAGGCAACAACAUUACAGCUCAGAUGCCUGGAAAUCUUGACUUUGAGAACAUUGAGGAACAAGCUGAAGGCAUCUUUGGUGGCAGUGAGGAAAACACUCCUUUAGAUCUGGAUGAUCACGGUGGCCGCACAUUUCUGAGGGUCCUGCUGCACCUGACCAUGCACGACUACCCACCCCUUGUGUCUGGAGCACUUCACCUGCUCUUCAGACACUUCAGCCAGAGGCAGGAAGUCCUGAUGGCCUUCAAACAAGUUCAGCUACUUGUUACCAGUCAGGAUGUCGAGAACUACAAGCAGAUCAAGUCAGAUCUGGACCAGCUGCGUUCUAUUGUGGAGAAAUCUGAACUUUGGGUUUACAAGAGGCAAGGAGAGGAUGGGAUGGAUGGAGAUGGACCUUCAGAGUCUGACAAUAAAAAGAAGGGAGAUUAUCUUGGUUCAGACAAGAAGAAGACAGAAAGCACCAGCAGUUACAACUACAGGGUUGUAAAGGAGAUCCUUGUACGUCUCAGUAAACUGUGUGUCCAGGAGGGUACCUCAGGAAAGAAGAGUAAGAAACAGCAGCAGAGGCUGCUGAGGAACAUGGGAGCUCAUAGUGUGGUGCUGGAACUCUUACAAAUCCCCUAUGAGAAGGGUGAAGACGUUCGAAUGCAGGAGAUCAUGAAAUUGGCUCAUGAAUUUUUGCAGAAUUUCUGUGCUGGAAACCAGCAGAACCAAACUCUUCUUCAUAAGCACAUUAACCUAUUCCUUAACCCAGGAAUCCUUGAGGCUGUCACCAUGCAGCACAUCUUCAUGAAUAAUUCGCAGCUGUGCAAUGAAAUCAAUGAGCGCGUUGUUCAGCACUUUGUCCACUGCACCGAGACACAUGGGCGACAUGUCCAGUACCUUAAAUUUCUUCAGACGAUUGUUAAAGCUGACAACAAGUUCAUAAAGAAGUGUCAGGACAUUGUCAUGGCAGAGUUGGUGAACUCUGGCGAAGACAUCCUGGUCUUCUAUAAUGACCGUGCAUCCUUCCAGACCCUAGUCCAGAUGAUGCGGUCGGAGCGGGACCGUUUAGAUGAAAACAGCCCUCUAAUGUAUCACAUCCACCUGGUUGAACUGCUCGCUGUCUGCACCGAGGGAAAGAACGUCUACACUGAGAUAAAAUGCAACUCAUUGUUACCUUUGGAUGAUAUAGUGCGCAUUGUCACCCAUGAAGACUGCAUCCCAGAGGUGAAGAUUGCCUAUAUCAACUUCUUAAACCACUGUUAUGUGGACACGGAGGUGGAGAUGAAAGAGAUUUAUACAUCCAACCACAUGUGGAAGCUAUUUGAGAACUUCCUGGUGGACAUUUGUAGAGUGUGCAACAAUACAAGCGACAGGAAGCAUGCAGACACAAUCUUGGAGCGCUAUGUAACCGAGACUGUCAUGAGUAUUGUUACAUGUUUCUUCAGCUCUCCUUUCUCUGACCAGAGCACAAGCCUGCAGACUCGUCAGCCAGUGUUUGUACAACUGCUUCAGGGAGUGUUCAGGGUAUACCACUGUAACUGGCUGAACCCUGCUCAGAAGCACUCAGUUGAGGGGUGUAUCAAAGUACUUUCAGACGUGGCUAAGAGCAGAGCAAUUGCCAUCCCGGUGGACCUUGACAGUCAGGUGAACAACUUGUUUGUUAAGCCCAAUAACGUUGUGCAGAAGACUCUUCUCAACUGGAAACAGUCUGCGAAGAACACGUCCAGACGAGAAUCAGGCCUGUCUGCCUCUAAAGACUACAAGAACAUCAUUGAAAAGCUGCAGGACAUUGUUUCGGCUCUGGAGGAUCGAUUGAGGCCGCUGGUCCAAGCUGAGCUCUCAGUACUGGUGGACGUCCUCCAUCGCCCUGAGCUGCUCUUCCCUGAGAACACAGAUGCUCGCAAGAAAUGUGAAAGUGGAGGAUUCAUAUCAAAGCUGAUCAAACACACCAAGCAGCUCCUGGAAGAGAAUGAGGAGCGUCUCUGCAUCAAAGUACUGCAGACACUCAGGGAAAUGAUGACGAAAGAUCGGGGCUAUGGGGUGAAGCUGAUUGCCUUUGAUGAUGAAAUGGAUGUGGCUGAGCUGGCACCUCCACCUGAGCCUGAAGUCCUGGCAGAGGAGCUUGAUCCCAACCAGCCACUGAAGCAAGUGGAGGAUCAAAGGAGGGGUGAGGCUCUGCGUCAAAUUUUGGUCAACCGGUACUAUGGAAAUGUUAAAUCUGGUCAGAGGAGAGAGAGCCUUACAUCCUACAGCAAUGGCCCACUCACGCCUGGAGCUCAAGGAAAAUCACCUACACUUGUGAGCUCUGGGAUUGGAGGUCGAGGGGAGCUGAGUCUGGCUGAGGUCCAGUGCCACCUUGAUAAAGAAGGAGCCUCUGAUCUGGUGAUUGACCUCAUCAUGAAUGCCACCAGUGAUCGUAUUUUCCAGGAGAGCAUUUUGUUAGCCAUCGCGCUGCUUGAGGGUGGAAACACAGUCAUCCAGAGGUCAUUUUAUAAUCGUUUAACUGGAGACAACAAAUCAGAAAAAUUCUUCAAGGUGUUUUAUGAGCGCAUGAAGCUGGCCCAGCAGGAAAUUAAAGCCACUGUGACAGUCAACACCAGCGACCUGGGCAGCAAGAAGAAGGAUGAGGAACCGCCAGACAAAGACAUGCCAACACGGAAGAAAGUGAAAGACGUGCCGGUGGUUGCAAUGGUGACUGAGGAAGUAAAGGAGCAGCUGGUGGAGGCCUCUGCUGUCACCAAGAAAGCGUACACUAUCUACCGUCGUGAGGCAGAGGCUGAGGAGCACCAGGCGGCUGCUGACGGUACCCCCAUACCGACCGCCGAUAAGAGCCAAGACGAAGGCGAAAUGAGUGUCAUUAUUACCAUCAUGCAGCCCAUCCUACGCCUUAUGCAGCUGCUCUGUGAGAACCACAACAGAGAUCUGCAGAACUUCUUACGCAAUCAGAACAACAAGAACAACUAUAAUCUGGUAUGUGAGACUCUUCAAUUCCUGGACUGCAUCUGUGGCAGCACCACAGGAGGGCUAGGGCUGCUGGGACUCUACAUCAACGAGAAGAACGUGGGACUCAUCAACCAAACUGUGGAGAGCCUGACUGAGUACUGCCAGGGUCCUUGUCAUGAGAACCAGAACUGCAUUGCAACUCAUGAGUGCAAUGGCAUUGAUAUCAUCAUUGCUCUCAUUCUCAAUGACAUCAACCCUCUCGGUAAGAAGAGGAUGGACCUUGUUCUGGAGCUCAAAAACAAUGCCUCCAAGCUGCUUCUCGCAAUUAUGGAGAGUCGCCAUGACAGUGAGAAUGCUGAAAGAAUCCUGUACAACAUGAGGCCCAAAGAGCUGGUGGAAGUUAUCAAAAAGGCCUACAUGCAGGGUGAGAUAGAGGUGGAGGAGCCUGAGGAGGGCGAGGAUGGUGAGGAGGAACAUUCUGCGUCUCCACGGAACGUGGGACAUAAUAUCUACAUUUUGGCACAUCAAUUGGCACGUCAUAACAAGGAACUGCAGGCCAUGUUGAAGCCAGGGGGGACGUAUGGAGAGGGUGAUGAAGCAUUGGAGUUCUAUGCCAAACACACAGCUCAGAUUGAGAUUGUACGUCUUGAUCGCACAAUGGAGCAGAUAGUUUUUCCUGUCCCCAACAUCUGUGAGUUCCUUACACAAGAGUCCAAACUACGAGUCUACUACACCACAGAGCGGGAUGAGCAAGGCAGCAAGAUCAAUGAUUUUUUCCUACGCUCUGAGGACCUCUUCAAUGAGAUGAAUUGGCAGAAGAAGCUGCGAGGUACUCAAGAGGCAACUGGUAACACAAACACAGUACCCUCUCAGCCCAUCCUUUACUGGUGCUCCAGGAACAUGUCCUUCUGGAGCAGCAUCUCCUUCAACCUGGCUGUACUGAUGAAUGUCCUUGUGGCCUUCUUCUACCCACUGGAAGGUGUUCGUGGAGGCACCCUGGAGCCCCACCUGUCUGCUCUGUUGUGGAUAGCCAUGUUGGUGUCUCUGGCCAUCGUCAUCGUGUUGCCUCAGCCUCAUGGAAUCAGGGCGCUGAUUGCGUCCACCAUCCUGCGCCUGAUCUUCUCUGUCGGCUUAGAGCCCACUUUGCUCCUGCUAGGGGGGUUUAAUCUAUGUAACAAGGUGAUCUUCCUAAUGAGUUUCGUUGGGAACCAAGGAACCUUUACACGGGGAUACAAAGCCAUGAUCAUGGAUGUGGAGUUCCUGUACCACCUGCUCUACCUGAUUAUCUGCUCACUGGGGGUCUUUGUCCAUGUCUUCUUCUACAGCUUGCUGCUCUUUGAUCUUGUUUACCGAGAAGAGACCUUACUGAACGUAAUAAAGAGCGUCACCCGAAAUGGACGCUCCAUUGUUCUGACAGCUGUGUUGGCCCUUAUCCUCGUCUACCUCUUCUCUAUUGUGGGAUAUAUCUUCUUCAAGGAUGACUUUAUGUUGGCUGUCGACAGGAUACCCAACAAAACUCUCGAACAUGGAGCUAGCAUGAUUGGAGAGCUGUUCUCGGGUGGAGUGUGUCAAAAGGAAAAUGGAGAAAAUUGUUCCACAGAGGCCGUCAUGGAUGCUUCCAUUGGUGUCCAGCCAUCAGUGGUGAUUGAGGACAAGGAGCGAACGUGUGAUUCCUUACUCAUGUGCAUUGUCACAGUACUGAGUCACGGCCUGAGGAGUGGAGGAGGUGUUGGGGACGUCCUGCGGAAACCAUCCAAAGAGGAACCCUUGUUUGCAGCCAGAGUUAUCUACGACCUACUUUUCUUCUUCAUGGUCAUCAUUAUUGUCCUCAACCUCAUCUUUGGUGUCAUUAUCGAUACGUUUGCCGACUUGAGGAGUGAAAAGCAAAAGAAAGAGGAAAUUCUAAAGACGACAUGUUUCAUUUGUGGUCUGGAGAGAGACAAGUUUGACAAUAAGACGGUUACUUUUGAAGAACACAUCAAGGUGGAGCACAACAUGUGGCACUACCUGUUCUUCAUCGUCCUGGUCAAGGUCAAGGACUCCACAGAGUUCACUGGGCCGGAAAGCUAUGUGGCUGAAAUGAUCAGGGAACACAACUUGGACUGGUUUCCUCGAAUGCGGGCCAUGUCCCUGGUGAGCAGUGAUGCAGACGGAGAACAGAAUGAAAUAAGGAACCUGCAAGAGAAGCUGGAGUCCACCAUGAAACUGGUGACCAACCUCUCGGGCCAGCUUACCGAGCUCAAAGAGCAGAUGACAGAGCAGAGGAAGCAGAAACAGCGGAUUGGCCUGUUGGGACACCCUCAGCACAUGAACGUCAACCCCCAGCAGCCCGCGUAAGGUCCACCGACAAAGUCUGGAAGCUGCUCGGCGUCUGGAAGGGAGCGAUCAGUCCUCGCAUUAAGGUUUCCCAUAAUGUAUGCAGCACUGAGUGUGAAAGUACCUUACAACGGUAGGGAAUGCUGUAACAUAGAUAGCUAUAAGACUAUGUGUAGCUCUUCCCCACGCAAGGUGUUGCUCCAGACAGUGACACUCACCCACCUCAUUCUGUUCUGUUCAGUUGGUGCCAAAUGUUUUGUUUUUUUCUCUGCAGAAAGAAAUUGGAUUUCUCAACACAUAGCCUUUAAUGGUUCAACUUGAAAGUUGUUUUUUUAUUUAAAUGUUUUCUAUUUAUAUUCCUAACACACUGAGCAGUAUUUAUUGUCUUAUUCUUUUUUUGUUGUGCCAUAUAUGAACUUAAAUAUGCAACCGAAUGGUGUGUAGAUUUAAGUUUUAAAACUUACGUCUUAUUUAAAUCCAUUGGGGAGUUGUUUAGUCGGUUCUUUGUUGUCUCUAGACAAUUAAGCAGUUGUCAUUCAUCUGUAUUUAUACAUAAACUGAGAUAUAAUAAGUUGGGCUUCACAAUAUAACUUUUUCUUUUAGCUUGUCAAAAUGUUGACACUGAGUGACUUCUGUACUCAGUAGAUGGGAUAUUGUAUGAGAGCAAUAUAAACAAAUAGAUAACUUCCUUUAUAUGAUCAAAUAUUUGUUUUAAGUUAUUUUAUAGGGAAGUAGCUUUAUCAUUUAACUGGGUUGCACCAGCCAUCUAGAACUGUGUUCAUAGAGGGUUGCUCAGGAGUCAUGUAGUUUAUACAGUAAUAAUUACCACUGGUAUAUUCUGACAUGUGGGUGCCGAUUCUGUGGGAACUUUGUUCAUUUAGUUUGACUUGAACAUUUUAGCUCCUUUCAUGUUAGGAAUAUACCUUUUUUUUGGAGGGGGACUACUUUGUGUAUAUAACGUUUGUUGCUUUACUUUGCUUUGUAUAGAAAAAUAAGAUUACUGUAAAAACAUUACUGUCACAAAAUGUUAAGUGUAAACAAAUCAAAGCUUUGUCAAUUUGUAUAUAGAAGUAGAAUUAUUUAUUAAAAUCGUACUUAUCCUUUAAUUGUGCUGACUUUUUUUGUUUCAUAUAGAUUGCUGAAUGCACCUAUUCAUGGAAUUUGUAAAAAAAAUAAAUAAAUAAAAACCAUUCAUACA